UCGAAGGCAGCGCCGAGGUCCGCUCAGGGUGCUCCCCGAGUCUGCUACGUGCCAGCCAGGUCCGCUCGGCGUGCUCCCCAUUCCUACUCGCACGGGCAGCUCUUCCCUUCGGUUCGGCUUCUCCACCUCCCUCCACCGACUGCCGCCAUGGAAGCCAUCAAGAAGAAGAUGCAGAUGCUCAAGCUGGAUAAGGAGAACGCCUUGGACCGGGCAGAGCAGGCUGAGGCGGAGCAGAAGCAGGCGGAAGAGAGGAGCAAGCAGCUGGAGGAUGAAUUAGCCGCCAUGCAGAAGAAGCUGAAGGGGACGGAGGACGAGCUGGACAAAUAUUCAGAGGCUCUCAAAGAUGCGCAGGAGAAGCUGGAGUUGGCGGAGAAGAAGGCGGCUGACGCUGAGGCAGAAGUAGCAUCCUUGAACCGCCGCAUUCAGCUCGUGGAGGAGGAGUUGGACCGGGCCCAGGAGCGCCUCGCGACAGCCUUGCAGAAGUUGGAGGAAGCCGAGAAAGCUGCAGAUGAGAGUGAAAGAGGCAUGAAGGUAAUUGAGAACAGAGCCCUGAAAGAUGAAGAGAAGAUGGAGCUGCAGGAGAUCCAGCUGAAGGAGGCCAAGCACAUCGCUGAGGAGGCCGACAGGAAGUACGAGGAGGUUGCCCGGAAGCUGGUCAUCAUCGAAGGUGAUCUGGAGCGUACAGAGGAGAGAGCUGAGCUGGCAGAAUCCCGUUGCCGGGACCAGGAUGAGCAGAUCCGGUUGAUGGACCAAAACUUGAAGUUCCUUGCUCAGGCUGAAGAAAAGUACUCUCAAAAAGAGGAUAAAUAUGAAGAGGAGAUCAAGAUCUUGACCGACAAACUCAAGGAGGCUGAGACCCGUGCCGAGUUUGCUGAGCGGUCAGUAGCCAAGCUGGAGAAGACCAUUGAUGACUUGGAAGAUAAACUGAAAUGCACCAAAGAAGAGCACCUCUGCACGCAACGGAUGUUGGACCAGACUCUGCUUGACCUGAACGACAUGUAAAAGACCCCGCCCGCCCGCCCACCAGCCUCACCCUGGCUCCCCCACCCACCCCACUGCCUUUUUUUUAGCCAAUCCAGCGGGCAGCUUCCUGCUGGGGCCGGCUCCGUCUUAAAAAGAAAGAAAAGUUGACCUGUAACCCUUGAAAGGGUCAAAGGUUAACCUUCCAGCUCUCGUUGCCAACUUAACCAAAAGCCUCUGCCAAUCCACCUCCUCUCUUAUCUUCUCUCCAGUCCCUCCACCCCACCCCACCCCAAUGAUUAUGGGUCCAUCAGACCGGGCAGUUGCCAGCAGCAUCACGAAACGAAAACCCGGCAUGCAACAUGAUAUUCCCGGGGGGGGGGGGGGCUGUCUGAUGUGUACAUUCCUUUGCAAUCGUGGGGGGAGAGGGUAAUUCUUUUGCAGUGGGGAAGUAAAACACCCCUUGCGAGGAACAUUGUGUGUAACACCUAGGGCUCACAAGCUUGUGGGUUUUUAGAGGUCUGCGGUUUCACCUCCUUGACCUGCCUUUUUUUUUUUUUUUUUUUGCUUGCCAGGUUUUGGGGGGGCGGGGUUUGGUUGGAACGGGACAGCUCUGCAGCCUGUGGAAAGGUUGCAAAUGUCCUGCCUGAGCCAGAUGAAUGAAAAAGCCUCAUGGAAUUUAUUGAGGGGGACAGGAACAUGGCCUCUGUACAAAGAAAUCCCCCUUUAAAAAAAUUUUUUAUGGGGGUGGGGAGUACCUAGAAAUUCUUUGCUUCUGGCAGAGGUAUGAGGUGUCCGUGUGUGUGUGUGUGUUGCCAAAAUGGUGCAGUCUUAACACACUCUCUUGUGCUUUAUAGCUAUUUCUAGUUUGGGGAACACAACUAUAUCAAAAUAUAUCACGUUUCAUGAUCCAUUUUACUCUCUAAACACGCACCUAACUCUUUUCCUCGAGCACCUUGGCCUUCUUCCCUCCUUCAAGCUUCUUACACCUGGUUACUUAGAACAGGCUGCUCCCCAGUCUCCUGUCCCCGUCGUAACCAAGAAAUCUCUCUUCCCCAGCUAGGCUUAGCUUGCUCUGUGCUUUUUUUGAGUAAAAGCUUUUGUAGCUUCUGUGUAUGGGUGUGUGAAUGAGAGGAGAGGGGCUCUUUUUUAUCCUAGCGCUCUUCCGGACGCAAGGGGUUGGUUCCCUCCCCUUCUUGACCUGCGGGAUUUUACUGUACUGUCUUAAAACAAAACAAAAAACUGGAUACCAGCCGCCACAAGGCCCUUUGCUGUUUGGAGACUUGAUUUAUCAAGGUGUGUGGGGUUUAUUUUUGCCUUUGUGUAAAAAAAAAGGAGGGGGUCGCCUUGAAGGAGAGAGGAAAAAGUGUUCAUGGUGUGGCGGUCUUUUUUUUUUUUUUUUAAGCGGCCAGUGUGGAAAAAAUGAGGAACCAUAUCAAGUAUUUUGAUACUAAAAAAACUUGUCUUUUAUUGUCUGAUUUUUUUGGGAAAUAAUAAACAGAAGCAUUCCCUCCA
Messenger RNA from Zootoca vivipara (common lizard), 2475 nucleotides. RefSeq names its product tropomyosin 3 (gene TPM3). NCBI's taxonomy places the organism in Eukaryota, Metazoa, Chordata, Lepidosauria, Squamata, Lacertidae. The record is from RefSeq and is a predicted model, not a curated record.